Molecule: messenger RNA, 1896 nt
Organism: Eurytemora carolleeae
Lineage: Eukaryota; Metazoa; Arthropoda; Copepoda; Calanoida; Temoridae
Product: trichohyalin
Source: RefSeq, a predicted model, not a curated record
GUUCUGGAGCAAAAGUUACUAGAAGCCCAGACUUUUCAGAAUGAGGUUAUCCGCCAAAUCAAGGAGCUAAAACAAAUUUUAAACCUGGCUGAGGGAGAACUAACUGAAGGAGAUACUUUCGAAGAUUGGAUUCAACAAGGGUUCAACAACAUCUCCUUGAGAAUCUCCACCAUUCUACAUUUAUACCAAGAAAAGGAGGAAUUAGAGGACAGCUCUGAUUUUGAAGAAGAGGACAAUGAUAAAUUUGUUCAAGUUCGUAGAGAGUUGCUGAACAAGAUGGUUUAUGAGCCUUGUAAACCUGCAGAACCAUACAUGGAAUAUGGACUUGGUAUAAUACAAGAGGAAGAAGAAGAAGAAGAAGAAGAAGAAGAAGUGAAAGUAGAAGUGGACAAGGAAGAUAAAAUAAAAAAUGAUAUCAAAGAUAAUGAAGAAGGUCACAAGUUUAAAUCUGUAGAUGUAGAAAAUUUUAAAAAUAAAGAUGAAGUAACAAAAGAUACGGAAACAGGAGCUGAGAAAAAAUCAGAGGAAACUCUAGAACACAAAGAUGAGGAGCUUGAUGGAGAACACAAAGAUGAGGAGCUUGAUGAAGAACACAAAGAUGAGGAGCUUGAUGAAGAACACAAAAAUGAGGAGCUUGAUGAAGAACACAAAGAUGAGGAGCUUGAUGAAGAACACAAAGUCACAAAUAAAUCUGAAAAAGUCUAUUUAAAAGAUAAAUCAACUUCUGAAGACAGUAUGAGUGGUGAAACAAAACCAACUAUUGGAAAUAUUCGACGGAAAAGUGGAAUUAAGUCAAUGUUUCGUUCAAUUGCAUUUGACAUGAGUGAAGAUACAGAAGAGAGUUUUGAGAUUCCCGAAGAUGACCAGUACAGAAUCAAAACCGAGGAGGAAGAAAUUCAAGAAGUUGAACAAUCACCAACACGCAAUUCACUUUCCAAGGAAUUUUUAGAUAGGAAGAGCAAAAUGAAGGUCUACUUUCCCUCAACACAGAUCUCAACAGACUCAAGCUCAGAUAAUGUUUGUGAAGCUGGGAAAGAAGAAAUGUCCAGUUUUGAAAGUGUUACUAGAUUCAACUGUGAGGAGGAGGAGGAAGAGAUUCCUCAGGACAUCGGUUGUAAAGCUCUUGACAACAGGUUAGAUACCUCUGGUAAACCUGAAGGAAUAGCUGAGACUGAAGUGCAGCGCAGGAACAGUAUGUUUGAGGACUUGUCUAGUCUGAGGGAAGAUAGACCAGUUACCACCAGAUUAGAACAAAGAAGAAGUAGUCUGUUAGCUGAACCCCUUGACCUUGAUACCUCAAAGAAGCGGUGGUCCCUCUCUAUUCGGCAUGAUAUGAUGGAAACUCUAAGAUCUCAGAUGGACCUGGAUUCAAACAGUGUUUUUCCAACACUGUCCAGUGACUUUCUCGAAAGUCUUGACUUGUUGAAAGAGGGCCCGGGUGUCUCAAAACUAUCUGAUCAAGAACUCGAAAACAAAUUUGCCUUGCUGAAUAUUGCCAUAUCAAAGGAUAGAUAUUCUCUCGGUAAACGGUUAAAUAAACAUGAAACUCUGAGAAAAGAACAAGAAAGCUUAUCAGAGAACUUGCUUCAUGAAAUUAAGAUGAACCUGUCAGGACUACUCGUAGAAGGAGGAAAUUCUGAUUUUAUUGAAACUAUUGGAAAUCUACAAAAGGAAGUUCAGGUUCUUCAGCACUCGAUUUCAAGGCUGGCCAGUACAGCAGAGGCUGUAGGAGCAGUUAAAGUAGAGGACAGUGUAGCAUAUGCAGUAGAGGUGUAUAUUCGACAUAUUGAAAAGCUACGUGCCUUGAAAGAACGCGACGAAAGAGAACUCUAUGAAUAUAGGAGAAUUCUAAAUAUGAAAGGUAAAUCUGAAGACGACAUUCUUCUUCAUCAUUAA